Seriola aureovittata is the source of this 1330-nucleotide messenger RNA. Its product is annotated as heat shock protein beta-7-like. The record is from RefSeq and is a predicted model, not a curated record. The coding region runs from base 126 to 779 and encodes 217 amino acids. NCBI's taxonomy places the organism in Eukaryota, Metazoa, Chordata, Actinopteri, Carangiformes, Carangidae. The transcript has 5 exons.
CUGCACCUGACUUUGCAGACAGAGGAGCCCAGCCGGGCCAGUCUGAUGAUGGGUCAUGUACGAGGGAGGGUACAGACCAGUGAACAAACAGACUGCGGUAAAAUGUCAGGUCGCAUUUUGUUCUGAUGAUCUUUUUGGCACCUAAAUUAACCGGUAGAUGGAGCACCAGAAAGACUGAGUCAGACGCUGCAUUUACUGAUAAUAUAAGCCGCAGGUCCUCCUCAUCCUACCGCUCAUCGUCACGUUACAGCACCUCCAGCUCCUAUCGGUCAGAGGGAUCGCUGGGCGGAUCAUCCGAAUGUCUGGACCCCCUCUUUGAGCCGUUUCUGGACUCUGCUGAUCAUUCCAGUCUGUUUGGAGAAGAGGGACCUGGAAGCUGCUUGACCCCCUUCAGCAGGCAGAACAGAUCCUCCUAUGGACUCACUGCUCCUGUGGGUGGCACUGUAUCAGGUCGCCAGAGCAGCGUAGGCGGCGGGGUGCGUUGCCUGGGAGACAGCUACUACAUGUCUGCUGAUGUCAGCCAGUUUGAGCCGCAUGACAUAGUGGUGAUGGCCUACAAACACCGUGUUGUCAUUCAGGCCCAAAAGGUUUUGGAUGAUGGAAGCAUCAGUGACACCUUCACCCAUAAGUCCCUGUUCCCAGAGGAUAUGGACCCCCUGUCGGUCAGCGGGACCCUUAACCCUGAUGGUAACCUGGUGGUGAGUGUCCGGCGGACCACAGCGCUUGGUGGGCUGGAGCCCCCGGGAGUACCCACCUACCCCAGCGAGGCUCAUCUUUGACUUGUGGCCUCAUAGUGUUCCUGAUUAUCUAAUCUACCAUUGUUUUAACAUUAUUACUUUAUAAUCAAUAAUGGCAUCAGAAUUUAAAUGAAUUGAGUCUGUGAAUUAUAUUUAAUAUUAAUGUAAUUUGCUUUAUUGUUUACAGUAUAUCCAUGAUGAUGAUCCCUUAUCCUUUAGUCUCUCACAAGGUUGUCUUGUCUGUGUUUUCCCCUUAUCAAAAUUUUUAUAUCAUUAUUUGCUGUAAAUCUGCAGCUCGUUAAGUUUGUGAGGUCAUGGUGUGGUGAUGGAGACAUUGGAGGAAUAAAAAUAAGUCUAUCCAAAUAAAAAUAAAACAAUCUUUAAGUUUAGUUGUUGGAGGUUUGAUGGGUUUUGUUGGGUUACUCUCAUCUCACUGAGUCAGAAUUUAUCUUUUUACUUGACCCAUGCAAUGAAUCUGCUUUUUUCAAGUUCAUGUUGUAAAUUCAUAAUAUUCAUGAAAGUUUGAAAAACUACAGGAAGUCACUAACUUUGUAGUAUUACACUGAGUGAAGAAGUUCCAAUAAAUAUCUGUU